AGGCAUGGUGAUGGGAGAGUGAAUGCUAUGUGAAGAUCCCCUGGUUUUAGGUGUUAUGAGAAAAAUAGUAUCUGAUACCUCUUAACCUCUUUUGGGGUGUUUGUGUCAAGGAUGAUAUCAGUCAAAUAGGGUAAUUGAUAAUUACAAAGAACAAAGAGCCCAGCUUGGAUAGAACUUAAGUGUUUGAGAAGGGAAGUACUGUAUAAAUCCAGAAGGAGGUUUGGGCCAGGUUGUAAAGUGAUUUAAAAGCUAAACAAAGGAGUUUAUGUUUUUCUUUUCCCUUGAUACAAUAGAGAAAUAAUGAAUUGAUUGAGUAGAAGAGGGACAGUGUCAGACAUGAAUUUCAGGAAAAUAAUUUUGACUUGUCUAGAGGUUGGAUUGGAGUAGGGAGAGAUUUGAGGCAGGGAAAUUCCAAAUAAUUAGGAGGUCAUUACCAUAGUAUAGGCAAGAGAUGAUGAGGGUCUGAACUAGGGUGAUAGCUUUAUAAGUAGAAAGAGAGAUGAAUUCUCCAAAAAUGGGGAAGUUGAAAUGGCAAGAUUUGGCAACUGACUGUAUAUACAUGGUGAGGAAGAGUGAAGAAUCAAAGAAAACUCUCAGGUUAUGUACCUUAUUAAGAUGGUGCUUUGAACAAAAAACAGGUAAAGUUUGAUAGAGAAGCAGGUUUGGGGUAAAACAAAUGAGUUUUAUUUUGGGUGAGAUGUCCCUGAAACAUCCAUUUUAAAAUGUCUAAUGGAUAGUUUGUAUGCAGGACUCAAACUCUGGAGAGAGACUGGGGUUGAAUAUAUGAACAGGUGAUUUAUCUGCAUAGAGGUCAUAAUUGAGUCAUCUUAUGUUGUCAGGUGAGAGGCAACAUGGCAUAAUGGAUAGAAGGCCUGCCUUGAUGUUAGGACAGCCUGGUUUCAAGCUCUUUCUCUGACACAUGGGUUUAUGGGGACCCUGGUCAAAUAUAGUACAUUAAAAAAAAAAACAACCUUGAACUGGUUUAGAAUCAUUACUAAGUAUUGGUUCCCAGGCAAAAGAAUGGCCUAGGUAAUAGGUUUUAAAUGACUUGUCCAGGAUCACCCAGCUAGGAAGUGUAUGAGGCCAUAUUUGAAUCUAAGACCUCCUAUCUCUAGGCUUUGGCUCUCUAUCCACUGAGCCAUCUAAGCUGUGGCAAAUCAAUUAACUUUUAGUAUUAGAUAGCUCUCUAGAUUCUAAGUUGCAAAACAGUUUUAGAUGUACAUUGAUGGGAUUUUCCAAUUCUCCACACCAUGAAAUCACAGGUCUGGAAAAAAAAAUGCAUGGCACUAUGGGAUACAAAGAAAAGUACAGAAAAAGGGAGGAAUUGACCAUGGUAAUUUACAAUAACAUAUCUUUGUCAUUGUGUCAGGCUUAGAUCCAUAAGGAGAAGGAAUGAUGUAUCUUUUAUUUAUCUCAGGAUAUAAGAGUGUGGUGUCCUUGAAAAAAGUAGUUAUCUAAGUGGAAAAAGCCCCAUUAUCUGGGUUUCUUUAAUAUACUGUAUAAUAAAGUUUGUGACCUCAGGCGAGUCAUAUGACCUCUCUGAGCCUCAGUUUUCUCAUUUGUAAAGGAAAGGAUAGAUAAUUUUUAAAGACUUCCUUUGUAGAGUUGUGUACAUGAUUGGGCUCAAAAAAGUUUAUCGAUCAUGACGGAUUGAGUUGGAAAGCUCCCCUGUGCCUCGGUGUUACUACUUGCCCUCAUUUCUUUUCUGAGGUCAUUCUUUGGGCUUAUAUGUAGAGCAAGUGUUUUUUUAUAUUUCAUCUCCCCCAAAUUUACUCCUUUUCUCCUCAUCUAACUCCUCUGCUCCUGGUUAUCAUUUCUGUUCGGUAUGAAGCACCUAUCUAAGACACGGCCCUCCCACACAUAUGCCUUACUUUUGGCAAACUGCCUAUAUGGUUAUGCAAUUACUGGGAUGUUGUAUUCUUUUCUUGGUGCAUUUUGCUAACUAUCCCUACCUCGACAGCCCUGUAGAACUAGGAUGGCUCAUUAUAAAUAGAAGAAAAGUCUUAAUGACUGGACUCUUGCUCAAAGUGGCUGUCCAAUAAGAGUAUGUGGAUGACUCCUUUGACUGUGGACACCUUAGUAGAUAUCACCUAGGGAACCUUGCAAGAUUAUUUGUAACUUCUGGAAAGGAAAAUUCCAUCUUCAUUAAUUUUGAUCCCCUAUCCUGGCUAUCAUUUGACUUUAGAUCACAAAAUUUUAAGAAUUAGAAUGUGAUUUAAUAAUGUACUAUUUUUAGUUACAUUUUGAUGACCAUGUUACUGAGACAAGUUAGAUAAUAAGCGUGUUUAUUAAUAAAACACUUCAAUAUAGACUUAGUGUUAAAAAAUAGGAACUGUCUCGUUAAAGUGAGUUUUGGUUCAGGCUUGUUAGUGAAUCUCCGAGAUGGAAUCUGCAUUUUCUACUGCAUUUCUUUUUGUCCUUUUGCCAAUUUAAGUUUGUGAAAUAGGUGAAUUUUACUAAAGAUUUGUGGUCAUACUUUUUUUCUUUCUGACCUCAUCUUUGCCUUAUUAUCCCUAUAUUUACCAUGAAGAUAAUAGGAACAUUAAUACUUUUAGAUAAUCUAUCUGGCAGACUAUAAGUGCUUAGGUGUAAUCAGGACCUCCAACAUGUAUAGUGAAUUGUUUGAGAAAGCUCAGCAUUGGUAGAAGGAUGAGCAAGCAUAGAAAAGAAAAAAAACAGAAGAAAGAAAGGAACAAAUUAGAGAAAUGCAUACUUUACUUGUUAAUUCAAUAGAUAUUUAUUAAGCUCAGGAAUUUUGGUUGGUAAAAGAAAGUGGACCCUGACAUCUAGGACCUUACAAUUUAUCUGUGUUAAUUUUCGUUUUGCUUCAUAUAUUGGUGAUCACAUGGUGUUGCAGAAAGAACCAGCUGGAGCUGUGGUUUGGGGUUAUGGUGAAGUUGGAGGCAUUGUGAUGGUGACUCUGCAACAAGCUCAGAAAACCAUCAUGAAGAAGAUAGCUUAUGUGAAAGAACAAUCUGAGACCUGGAUCGUGGUACUGGAUCCUAUGAAGCCUGGUGGGCCUUAUAAUAUGACGGCAGAGCACAUCACCAAAAAGAAGAUAUUUAGCCAGACAGUAUAUGAUGUCUUAUUUGGAGAUAUUUGGCUCUGCAGUGGGCAAAGUAACAUGGAGAUGACAGUUUCUCAGAUUUUUAAUGCUUCUGAGGAGGAGGCAAGGGCUGUUGCCUAUCCAUUUAUCCGCAUCCUUACUGUUGCUCUUGUUGAGGCAAAAGAGGAGCUGGAGGACCUUAUUUCAGUUGAUUUGCCAUGGUCUCUGCCUACCCCAAAAAACUUGGGCCAUGGAAAUUUUACUUAUUAUUCAGCAGUAUGCUGGCUGUUUGGGCGCUAUUUGUAUGAUACCCUGAUGUAUCCCAUUGGACUGGUCUCCUCCAGCUGGAGUGGAACACCAAUAGAAGCCUGGUCAUCUUGGCGGUCUUUGCAAUCCUGUGGGGUCACAAUGGAAGAAAAACAGCUUUGUUUCCCCAGUCUAUAUAAUGGCCCCACUGACCACUCAGUACUUUGGAAUUCAAUGAUCCAUCCACUACUCAAUAUGACAUUAAAAGGAGUGGUAUGGUACCAGGGAGAGAGUAAUGCAUACUAUAACACUGAUUUGUAUAACUGCACCUUUCCUGCUCUUAUUGAAGAUUGGCGCCAGGCUUUCCACUAUGGCUCUCUGGGACAGACACAGCGACUUUUCCCUUUUGGAUUUGUGCAAUUAUCUACAACUACAUCUAAGAAAAAGGAUGAUGGAUUCCCAAGAAUCCGUUGGCAUCAAACAGCUGAUCUUGGCUACGUUCCCAAUGUGAGGAUGCCCAAUACCUUCAUGGCUGUGGCAAUGGACCUCUGUGACAGAGAUUCUCCUUUUGGAAGCAUUCACCCUAGAGAUAAACAGACUGUGGCCUAUAGGUUGCAUUUGGGGGCACGUGCUAUAGCCUAUGGAGAAAAGAUGCUUCCAUAUCAGGGUCCACUCCCUGAAAAAAUAGAACUUUUGGCUGAUGAGAAGUUUCUCAAACUUUAUUAUGAACAGAAAAUCCAGGUGCAGAAGUUAGAUGACAAGAUCUAUGAGAUCUUAUGCUGCAGUGGUCAUCAGUGUAAGUGGAUUCCAGCUCCCAUGGGCAAUUCCUCCUCCCAAACUCUAGCUCUUAAAGUUGAUUCCUGUCAUGGCACUGUGACUGCUCUCCACUAUGCCUGGACUACAUGGCCAUGUGAAUAUAAACAGUGUCCCAUUUACAAUCCUAGCAGUACCUUGCCGGCCCCACCAUUCAUCACAUUCAUUCCAAGUUAAGACUCCUGGUUGGGCUAAAUUUGGGGAGAAAUGAAAAAAAAAAGUGGAAUUAGGCUGAAAUGCUGAUUUGAAAUUCCUGUGUUUUUUUUUUUUUUACAAACAAUCAUGGGUGACCCUUUAAGGAGCCAGACAGAUCCUGUGGAUUUGGUAUUUUAGAUAGAAAAGGAUCACUAGCAUUGUUACUUUCUCAUGGAGGUUCUUCACAUUCUCAUAAGUGAGGAACAGUUUGGGAGGUACUAUUCGGAAUUUAAAAUUCAAAUGCUGAGGGAAAGUUGGUUUGCUUUAAAGAAAAGAUUUAAAGUAAAAUUAAUGCCCAAUUUGUGUCUCUAAAUUUUUCGGUUUUAUAUAUUUCUAAAGGCAAAUCUUUAAUAUAAAAAUAAAAUUACUUUGGUUAUUCUAA
Molecule: messenger RNA, 4682 nt
Organism: Monodelphis domestica (gray short-tailed opossum)
Lineage: Eukaryota; Metazoa; Chordata; Mammalia; Didelphimorphia; Didelphidae
Source: RefSeq, a predicted model, not a curated record